Molecule: messenger RNA, 2396 nt
Organism: Athene cunicularia (burrowing owl)
Lineage: Eukaryota; Metazoa; Chordata; Aves; Strigiformes; Strigidae
Gene: LRIT3
Product: leucine rich repeat, Ig-like and transmembrane domains 3
Exons: 4
Coding region: 121-2085 (654 amino acids)
Molecular function (GO): protein binding
Source: RefSeq, a predicted model, not a curated record
UCUGAUGUAAUCUGCUGUUGCUAAAGGGAUGUCUACAUUCACAUUUGUAGCACACUGCACACGAGUGCCUAGGAAUUAAGUUUUCAAGUUUUUCCAUGUCAGUUCUGCUGCGAGGAAGCCAUGUAUCUGUUUAUUUACUUCUACCUCCUAAUGAGCUUCUUUGAAGAAGUGCAUGGGUUUUGCCCUUCACAAUGCACUUGUGUUUACCAUGGCAGAAGUGAUGGCACUGGAACAAGGUCCGUGCUCUGUAAUGAUCCUGACAUGUAUGAGAUCCCUGUGAAUGUUCCUGUGGAUACUGUAAAACUUCGUAUAGAGAAAACUGUCAUACGAAGAAUUCCAACUGAAGCCUUUUACUACCUAGUAGAUCUCAAAUACCUGUGGGUAACUUACAACUGUAUAACCAACAUUGAUAUCAGCAGUUUCUAUAACUUGAAACAACUGCAUGACUUACGGCUGGAUGGUAAUCUGCUCUCGACGUUUCCUUGGGAAUCGCUGGCAGAGAUGCCCAAACUACGGACUCUUGAUCUACACAACAAUAAAAUGACCAGCAUUCCUGCUGGUGCUGGCCGGUACCUGAGAAACCUCACCUACCUGGACAUAUCCAGCAACAAGCUAACCACCUUGCCAUCUGACCUGAUGGACAUUUGGCCCCCCUUCUCAGAAGCUGUCUCAUCCAAGAACACAGACAUUCUGGUGACCCAGAGAGUUGUUUUAGGUCUGCAGGACAACCCAUGGUUUUGUGACUGUCGCAUUUCAAAGCUAAUUGAAUUUUCCAAAAUUGUGGACAGCUCAGUUGUACUUCUUGAUCCACUGGUUUCAUGUAGUGGACCUGAGAGCCUGGCAGGAAUCUUGUUCCAGAGAGCUGAGUUAGAGCAGUGUCUUAAACCAUCCGUGAUGACAUCGGCAACAAAAAUCACUUCCCCACUGGGAAGCAACGUUCUGCUACGCUGCGAUGCGACUGGGUACCCAACACCACAGCUUACUUGGACUAGGUCAGACAAUAUACCAGUGAACUACACAGUAAUUCAAGAAACACCUGGAGAGGGUGUCAGAUGGUCCAUAAUAAGCUUGACAGGUAUUUCCUACAAGGAUGCAGGCGAAUACAGAUGUAAAGCCAAGAAUUUAGCAGGAAUGUCAGAAGCUGCUGUUACUGUCACAGUGGUUGGUGUAGUUACUACAACGGUGUCACCACAGAAGUAUGGAAGGAAGCAAGAGGCAGAGAGACAGAGUACCACUGAGGAGGAAUCCAAGCAGGAACCUGAGAGGACAACCACACCUCUGCCCACUACACCAACCACCACAGCACUGGUUAGCACUGAAGGAUCAACGAGCACCAAGUUUCCUGACAAGAAGCAAUCCAGGCCUCUGUUUGACGGAAAGAAAAUUUCAAAGACAGUGGCAAAUGGAAACAAAAAGCAAACUGAGGCAAUAAGCAAGAAAGGUGAGGAGACUUCAUUGAAUACGGCAGGUAUGGCUGAGCAAAAUAUUACUGUAAAGAACCUAAGAGUAAUCAGUGAAACUGAUGAAAGAGUGACCUUAACUUGGAAGACUAUCAAUGCCACAAGCAAUUCUGCAGUGACUGUGUUAUACUCAAAGUAUGGUGAGAAAGAUAUGUUGCCUCUGAGCACUGAUUCCAGCAAAAACAAAGUCACGAUUGAUGGUUUGCAACCUAGUACUCAAUAUAUGGCAUGUGUCUCACCCAAAGGAGUGCCACCUACAAGAGAGCAGUGCAUUAUUUUCUCCACUGAUAGGUUAAAUGGUGAAAGCAGCUCUCGGUUUUCUAUUCUGAUAUUAGCCAGCAGUGCAGCAUGUGUGGUUAUUUUACCUGUGAUAUUUUUCUUACUCUACAAAGUUUUAAAACUUCGUGUGAAACCUAAAACUGCAAAGGAAGCUGACCUUGCAAAAGAGACGUAUGUGAAAUUUGAAACACUCUCUCUGAAGCCUCGAACAGUGAAUGCAGGAGAGCAGCUCUGGGCACGAAGGUGCACAGAUGAGUCUGAAAGACUUCUCCUUUGUUCUAGGUCAAGCAUGGAUUCUCAAAUGACCUUCAAAAGUGAGGGCUCCAGGUCUGAGUAUCUCUGUUGAACUUGGGUGAGGGUGGAGGAGAUGGAAUAUACAAUAGGUUAAAUGAAUCCAAAAUGAUGAUACUGCAUUUGGAAGAAGGUUGGUACUAGGUGGUGGUCAGAAUAUAUUAUUUGAUGUAAUGCAGUCUGCCAGAUGGGAGGGUGAUGGGUAGGAGGGAUAAUAGAAGAAAAAUAUUGCCUGUUUAUUUUCUGUUUGUGACUUUGGAUGUGAAGGAACGAUGUUCUUCAAAACAUAAAUACAGCAUGAAAUGGUUGCCUGGUUAAAGAUCUUCUAUUAUUUGUUUUCAUUAAAACAUCAUUCUGUUCUCUCUU